This is a messenger RNA of Bursaphelenchus okinawaensis, 3294 nucleotides long. The record is from the annotation of a GenBank genome assembly. Lineage: Eukaryota; Metazoa; Nematoda; Chromadorea; Rhabditida; Aphelenchoididae.
AUGAUCGGGCGAGGGAAUGGGUUCAUAUUAUUUCUACUUUUGUUUGUAUCUUCACUAUUAGGUUCUAUUUUCUUUUUAUUUCCGUUUGUGCCAUUGGCCUUUUUUGCUCCCCGAGCAUGGAGAUUCGUGGCAGACAGAUUCAUCGGCUACUGGUUGACAUUCCCUGCUGUAAGUUUAUCAGUUGAUUUCUAUGUGUAUUGUUUAGGGCAUAUUGUUCUUCUUGUUCGGGCUCAAAGUCCGGGUGACCGGAGACUUGAUCCGCAAAAAUGAGCCGGCUGUAAUUAUUAUGAACCACAGGACCAGAUUGGAUUGGAUGUUCUUUUGGAAUGCCUUGUAUAAGAUGGACCCGUGGCUGUUGACAACGGAGAAGAUCAGUCUCAAGUCUGAUUUGAAGAAGAUUCCAGGAGCAGGUAAGUUGAUUGGACGGAAAGAUGCAGCUUUUUAUGUUACACUAACCGUUGAAAAUUAUGAAACCCUUUAGUUUUUAGUGUAACUUCUUUCAAAUUGUAGAUAGAACCUAAAAAUUUCCUACGAUUUUAGAUAGAACUUUGUCAUCUGUAGAUGUAAAAAAAGUCUAAAACGAAUAUAAAAUUUAAUUAUAAAAAGAUCUUUUCAGGUUGGGCCAUGGGAUGCGGUUCAUAUAUUUUCUUAAACCGAAAUUAUGGCAAAGACCAGAGGAUAUUGGAGACUAUGAUAAAGUAUUACAAAGACUCCAGCUACAACUAUCAGGUGGGCUACAAAAACUGUUGGCUUAAUGGUUCUCUAUUUUAUAUUACAAUUAAUCAAACACUUUCAGCUCUUGUUAUUUCCUGAGGGCACUGAUAGGGGUGAGCGGGCUACUAAUUUAAGUCACGCUUAUGCUGAUGAUAAGGGACUUCCAAGAUACGACUAUGUACUUCAUCCGAGGACAACCGGAUUUGGGUUCAUCUUGAAUGAGAUGCAGAAAAGUAGGUACAUAAUAUUAUUUUAUUCUUAGUUUUUGUAACUCUCUCCAUUUGUCUUUGUUUUCUUUUACACGUUUUUUAUAGAUCAAGUCAAUUUUUUAAAUUUAUAAAGUCCUGCAACAUUUUAGGAAAAUACAUAAAGUAUGUUUAUGAUGUGACAAUAGCAUACCCAAAAGGCGUUGUGGCUUCUGAAAUGGAGUUGUUGAAGACAGGCAAGAUACCUGAAGAAGCUCAUUUUGACGUACGAAGAUAUAGUGUUGAAGACGUCAUAGGUAAAGAGGAUACUGAUUGUGCCAAAUGGCUGAAAGAACGGUGGUCGGAGAAAGAAGAAAGGCUGAAGGAUUUCUACGAAAACGAGCUGAAGUUUAAGCCUUCUGGAGGCGAUUCUGCAAUUUGGCCGGUAUGUUUAUAACUUCAAAAUAGUUUUCAACAUUUAGAUAUCAUUUGAAGUUAAAUGUCGACAAAUUUUGAUAUAUAUGCGUGUAUAACAUAAAAUGAUCUCUAAUUUCAGGUCGAUACCUUCUCCUUCGGUUAUUACCUGGCGUUUGUUACAUGGACAUUUCUUUCAGUAUUCUGGAUAUAUUGGAUAUACACUAGUUUUUAUGUCAAACUGUAUGUUACAGUGGCUGUAAUUUUCUUCUCGGUUGCUCACAGAACAAAAGGAGGUGUCGAGUUUCUAUUUCUGGAGUGGUUUUAUGGAUCUCAACUGUUUUUGGCGUGAAUAAUGUCGUUUGCAACCUUUGAACGGGUUUCUAAUAUUGCAGAUGUUGUUUUGUAUAAAGCAUGUAUAUAAUAAAUAUAUUUUUUGUUAUGGUUAUAUUAGCGUUUAAAUGUUAUUGACAUUAUGCUACCUUUGAGAUGAUACACUUGUUUUACUCUGUCAAUGAUGUAUAAUAUUUAUAAUGAAAGUAUUGUGAUUUAGGGAUAAUGGCGGAGCCACCGGUCACCAAGACCACCACGGCUUUCGAGAAGAUACGAGGAUGGGUAUUCGUCGUAUGUAUGUUGCUGUCAGCCUUCUUCGGCACUAUAUACAUCCUUAUGCCCUUAAUGCCGUUACUUUUCGUUCGGCCGCGGUUGUAUCGUAAGCUGGUCGACCGAUUUGUUGGAUUCUGGGUGGUUUUACCAUCGGUAAGACAUUCUUUGUUAUAAGUGUAUAUCUAGUAGUCAGAAGGCCUUUAUGAUACUCAAUUUGUACUUGAUUUUCCUCAUAUCAAUCUUUACUUUUUGACCAAUCACGUAUUUUUUUACUGUAAGUAGUGGUUCCAAUUUAGGGUUUAAUGGAAUACGCGUUUGGAGUCAAACUCCUAGUAAGGGGCCAGAUAGUCGACAGGAACAAGCCAGCUUUAAUAAUUAUGAACCACCGCACCAGACUGGACUGGCUUUUCUUCUGGAACGCCCUCUUCAGAAUGGAUCCGUGGUUGUUGACUACAGAGAAGAUCUCGCUUAAGGGGAUGCUGAAACACGUCCCUGGAGCUGGUUGGGCAAUGGCUUCAAACUGCUUCAUCUUCUUGGACAGAAUCUUCCAGAAAGACGGCCCCAGAAUCGAGACUUUGGUCGAUUACUACUCCAGUUUAGGCUUUAAUUACCAGCUUCUGUUAUUCCCUGAAGGCACAGACAAGUGUCCUAUCGCUACGGCAAACUCGAAACGAUUCGCCGACAGAAGUGGUCUAGUACACUAUGGCUACGUUCUCCACCCCCGAGUUACUGGCUUCACACACAUCGUACAAAAGAUGAGAGAGUGCAAUUAUAUUGACAACAUCUACGAUGUUACAGUAGGGUAUCCAGAAGAAAUAGUACAAUCAGAAGUUGAUUUGGGAGUGUUGGGAGCUUGUCCCAAGAAGAUCGUGUUCGAUGUGAGGAAGAUCGAGAUGAAAGACGUGCCAAAAGACACAGAUAAGCUAGGUGAAUGGUUGAUAAACUUGUGGGAGAAGAAGGAGCUAAAGUUGGAACAGUUCUACGAUAAACCCGUAGACAAGAGAUUCUUUGACCCACAGCCAGGAGAUGUCGAGUUCAAGGUAAGUUAAUAUAUCUGCACGAGAUCAAUCACAGAGGAUUAAAACUAGUAGAUACCUAUAAAAUGUGUCUUUAAGCUUAUGUAUCCUAUUUUCAGCUCACCACCCAAACUUUUAUCAUCCAAGUAGCUAUAGUCAGUGUAUGGAGCGUACUACUGUUCGUGUGGAUGUACAUCAUGUUCAACUACAGCUACCAAUUCAUGCUGGCCUUCCUCACUACAGCCUUCUUCAUCGGAUGCCAAUUCUUAUACGGUGGUUUGGAGAAUUUGUUGGCACAGCAAGCCAAACAACCAGCAUUAGCACCUUACUUUGGCUACGAGACACAGAAAACCUCUUAA